This is a messenger RNA of Betta splendens (Siamese fighting fish), 2169 nucleotides long. RefSeq names its product secretion associated, Ras related GTPase 1B (gene sar1b). Gene Ontology annotation, molecular function: GTPase activity; GTP binding. Lineage: Eukaryota; Metazoa; Chordata; Actinopteri; Anabantiformes; Osphronemidae. Gene Ontology annotation, cellular component: COPII vesicle coat; endoplasmic reticulum exit site. Gene Ontology annotation, biological process: endoplasmic reticulum to Golgi vesicle-mediated transport; vesicle organization; membrane organization. The coding region runs from base 160 to 756 and encodes 198 amino acids. The transcript has 7 exons. The record is from RefSeq and is a predicted model, not a curated record.
CGUGGCUCAGUAACAAAACACGAAACGGGAGAGGAAGACCUGGCAGUUUUUUUUGCUUGCCUUCCUUUUUGACCGGGAGACCAUUUUACAUGAAUAUAAGCAUUGACACACUCUGUACGUUGAUCCACAGCUAAAUAACGGGAUUUAACAGCUCCGGAUAUGUCAUUCCUACUUGAUUGGUUUUAUAGCGGUUUCAACAGCGUACUACAGUUUUUAGGACUGUACAAGAAAUCGGGCAAGUUAGUAUUUCUUGGCCUGGACAAUGCUGGUAAAACAACGCUACUGCACAUGCUCAAAGAUGACAGAUUGGGACAGCAUGUGCCAACUUUACAUCCAACUUCAGAAGAGUUGACAAUUGCUGGCAUGACCUUCACCACUUUUGACCUUGGAGGCCAUGCACAAGCCCGCAGAGUGUGGAAAAACUACCUCCCUGCCAUUAAUGGCAUCGUCUUCCUUGUGGAUUGUGCUGAUCACCUCAGAUUGGCCGAAUCAAAAGCAGAACUUGAUGCAUUAAUGACAGAUGAGACUAUCGGAAAUGUGCCUAUCCUGAUCCUGGGCAACAAGAUCGACAGACCAGAAGCCAUCAGUGAAGAGAAACUGAGAGAAUUGUUUGGAUUGUACGGACAGACGACAGGAAAGGGCAACAUUCCAAUGAAGGAGCUGAACACAAGACCACUGGAGGUUUUCAUGUGCAGCGUGCUGAAGAGGCAGGGCUACGGCGAGGGCUUCCGCUGGCUCUCCCAGUACAUCGACUAAAGCAGCCAAGCCCCAUAAAACAGACGACGACGACGACACCACCACCAUCAUCAUCAUCAUCCAGGGGCGCUAAUCCAACCGCUCGAGACGCCCACCAUCAUACUCAGCCCCAUGUUUGGUUAAUCAAGUCUGCCUCCACCUUCAGAGAAACCAGUACAACUUGAUCCCAAUAGACUUUUAUUGGUCGAACGUUUGGUUCCGCACUUAAUGCAUUCAUACAUGUACACGCAUGCACACAUUUGUUUCCAUGUCUCUCUUUGUUUUUCUAAGAGAGUAAACACAAAUUUAAACUGAUGAAUCUUUUCUAUAUCGUCUCUGCCGCCCUCCUUUCCUGCCAUCUGAGUGUGAUGAUGCAUUUAUAACUGUAAAUCUGUACAUGAUUCCAUGGGUAUAUAAUAAUCCCUCUACCCCCUCUUCAACUCACUUUGAGAGACAGAGCAGCAUAGUUGUAUACAUUGCAGUUUUUUAACAGUAAAGACAUCAUUCGACAUUGUAUUUAAUCUCCACACUUUAGUUUUCCUGUUUGUUUUUUUUUUCUAUAUGAUUUCAGUGAUUAAAAAUGUGUGGCCACAUAUACAGCCCUCACAACAGUCACACGGCAGUUUCACCCACUUAUAAAAAUGGACGGUUAUAGUGUGACAGGAAUUUAAUUAAUUUUCCUCUUAAAAGUGAAAAUACUUUUAAGACCUUCGAUAACGUGGAUCUAACAGCAGAGAACGGAUCCAGGUCGGCUCUGGGCUCCCUUUGUGUCUUUGUCUACUACUAACCCAGCAUGGGGUUAGUAGUAGAACCGAUGCUGGCUUAGACCCCAGUGAGGUUUGAUGAAAGUGUGUAGAUAGAACAGCAGUCAGUUGAUUCAACAUAAAGCCAUUUAAGUAAAUGAUAAGAACAUGCAGUAAGACCAAGGGAGGAAUCAACCGGUUGUGACAUCUAGUCGUCAGUAACUGUAGCCCCUUCACCAAAUGCAACGCUGAGUUUAGUGACCAAGCGUUGACGCAGAGGAACCGGGUAGAUGACACCUCUGAGGAAGGGACCAUGUCUGCAUAAAUGAAAUGUACAUGAACAUCGUACAUGGAUAUUCUUCUGUGAGUGGUAUCCUUUGAUCUAUGUGCAUUACCAGAAACUAUAUGCAUGCCUUGUUCUUUUCAUUUGUAAUGACCAUUAUUCCAGAGAGUAAAAGAGGAGGGAAGAUGCCAAAACCUGCGUGAGCCGAUUGUCGUGUUUUUUUUGUUUUGUUUUUUUUACAGAAAUGGAAUUGUGAGUAAUACACACAUUUUCUGUCCCUGCCCCUUUUGUGUCUCUCGUUCCCUCAUGACUACGUUAUGAGCCGUUCCAUCGAGGGUGGGACUUGCUGUUGUUUGCAUCAUACAAAUGUAAUAAAUGUUUGCAUUGAAUAACAGGCUUUAACAAUGA